AUGUCGGAAGCUUCUUUUGCUUCCCUGCAAGCUUUUCGAUUACAAGUGGCCGGAAACCUACACCGGGUACUGGAAAGUUCGAUUCUUGGAUCAGACGUCUUGUCCAUCAAAUGGAUCCACCGAUGUUUUCAGAUAUUACCCAUAUUGAACAAUGAGUUUGCUAAGCUGAUGGGGGAGAUAGAUUAUCCGGUGAGCAGUUGGGAAGCUGGUUCGAUUGAAGAGUAUCUUGAUUUCACCAUUAGCAUGUUGGAACUGCUGAAUGCAAUAAAUUCUUCUCUUUCUCAUCUUAAUCAAGCUCGGGUGUCGCUCUCUCAUGCUUUGAGCCUCAUGAAAAACUCUCCGGCUUUAGCUGUGGAACGUAUGAGAGAGAUUACAGUGCAUGAUUCCGUCAAGGGAAUCAAAGGGAGCGAAGGGAAUGGAGAAAGGAAUCGGAAUGAGAAAGAAAGGAUAUUUCAUGAAGGUAUGAUGGUUCUCAGGAGUACUGGAUUUUGGACUUGUGGAGUUGUGUUGUCGGGAUUAAAGAGUGAUGCUAGGCCGAUUAUGGAGAUUAUGGGAACUGGGAUGGUGGUGGAUUGUUCGUUGAUACGUCUUGAUUCCAUCUUUAGGAAGAAGAUUACCGAGGAAAGGGGAUUGGUAAAGGAAGUGGAAGAAGUGAAUGAGACUUUGCGUAUGAUUGUAUUAAAGGGUAUUGGUGAUUCCGAUGCUGUGAUUGAAUUGAAGAGAAGAUUGGAUGUGGUUGGGAAUGGAUUAAAGGGUUUAAAAGAAGAAGAAGAAGGUUUAUUUGCAGAGUUUAUGGCUGCAAGAAAUAAAGUGCUUGAGACACUUCGAGCGAAAAAUAAAUAA
Lactuca virosa is the source of this 843-nucleotide messenger RNA. The record is from the annotation of a GenBank genome assembly. Lineage: Eukaryota; Viridiplantae; Streptophyta; Magnoliopsida; Asterales; Asteraceae.